This is a messenger RNA of Ixodes scapularis (black-legged tick), 2915 nucleotides long. RefSeq names its product aspartyl/asparaginyl beta-hydroxylase. The annotation marks the transcript as partial. Gene Ontology annotation, molecular function: peptidyl-aspartic acid 3-dioxygenase activity; protein binding. The record is from RefSeq and is a predicted model, not a curated record. Gene Ontology annotation, biological process: peptidyl-aspartic acid hydroxylation. Gene Ontology annotation, cellular component: endoplasmic reticulum. Lineage: Eukaryota; Metazoa; Arthropoda; Arachnida; Ixodida; Ixodidae. The transcript has 14 exons.
UUUGUUAUCGCGACGAUGUCCGACCGAGAGGUCCGUGCCCGAAAGAAGCGGAAAGGAGCGUUAGAGAAAGGUGCAGCAGAGCUGCCCAGCACCCCUGGAAAAUCCUCAUCUCACAAACAUUCUGACUCGGAACUUGAGGACGAUUCCGCCUCGACCAGUGAGCCCAGUGCCACUGCUAAGGUCACCUUCUUAAUCAUCUUUGUAGCCCUUGCAAUAACCGUGGGAGCUGUUGUCAUCGCCCUCCGAAGUGCAGCACCCACAAUUGAAAUUGCGGACGAAACGGUACUAGAUGACAUUCAAGAGAGCAUCAUUUUUCCACAAGAUGAACAUGAGCUUGAAAGUGAAAACUAUGCAACAGAAAGGGAUAAAUCAAAUGAUUUGCAGCAAAGCAUUGAAAAUAGCAAUGGAAAUGGUGAUAAGCGUAAUUUCAACACAGACUCGACUCAAGAAUUGCAGUCUUCCCAACACAUAGUUCUAGAAACGACAUCAGCAGAUACACCCCACUACUUCGAUACCACACAGCCAGGUGAUGGUACCGAGGUGACUUCAGAGCACACUGAGGAGAUUGCACAAUCUACAGGGGAGCCUGAAGUUCCCAGUUCUACAGAAAGCGUCACACUUGCUCAGACAGCUCCGCUGAAGCAGGAGGAAACGGCCCAAGGGGCUUCACAGGAUGCAACUUCAGCAUCAGAGGGCAGUCCACCUUUGUCUGAUAUGCCUACAUCAACUCUCGAGACAAUGCAAGUAAAACCCGACUUUCCUGAAGAAGAGUCUGCCAUCACAAAUGAAUAUGAUGAGAAAAUUCAGGAUGAUCUGAGGGACUCUGAAGAACUGCUUGAAAAGUUCCCGGAGCGAGCACUUCAGAGGUUUAAGGAAAUCCUUCAGGCCCAUCCUUUAAGUCCUAGAGCUAGUUACGGAAAGGCCCAAGCUCUCGAAAAACUGGCCGAGCUCAAAAAGAGCAAUGCGAUGCUAGAACAGGCUAUUCAGGCCUAUGCCGAAGUCAUGAAGCUGCCCCAAGUGCCUGACGAACUGUACCUCAAAGCUGGGAACAGAUCCGUGGAUCGCAUGAGGUUUAGGGGAAUGUUAACUCGUGCCUUGAAGUUGCAGAGCGAGAUGAGCGCUAAGUUUCCGAAGAACGUGGGAAUAAAAAACGAGAUGGCCGUCUCAUUUCUCAUGAUUGGUAGAGGUCAGCAGGCGGCAGAGUUGUUGGAACAGGUCUUGAAGCAGGACGGGAACAGUGGAUUUGCAAAGGUGCAUUAUGGCUUCAUUUUGAAAACGGAGAGGAACGAUCUCCCAGGUGCCAUCAAGUACAUGAGCGAAGGGAUUGCCACCCGCGAGCCGGGAGUUAUUGACGGACGGUUCUACUUUCACCUGGGUGAUGCCCUGGCCAGGACGGGACAGUCUAAAAAGGCUCUAAGCAUUUAUAAAGAAGGUGUGAAAGAAGGACUCUUCUACUCCGUGUACCAACGUUCGCUGUACAACGUCGACGGCCUCAAGGCACAACCAUGGUGGGACGCAAAGGAGACUUCCUAUGCAGCGGCCAUUAGGGAAUUAGAGAGGAACUGGGUUGACAUAAAGAAUGAGGCCCUCUCCCUCAUGAACGACAAGGGCUUCCAGCCGGAAUCGGAAAACCUGCGGGAUUCGGGAGAUUGGAAGCAGUUUGAAAUUUACGCUAGAGGUCGCAGAAUUGAGAAGAACUGCAGGCUGGCUCCCAAAACUUGUGCCCUGAUUGCUAGGAUGCCCGAUGCUGCAGGAUGCAAGCGAGGACAGGUGAAGUUUUCACUGAUGCACCCUGGCACCCACGUGUGGGCCCACACAGGUCCCACCAACUGCAGGCUCAGGGCUCACCUCGGCCUUGUGGUACCGCCUCGGGUGCGCAUUCGAGUUGCCAAUGAAACGAGGGAGUGGAAGGAGGGAAAAGUGCUGGUGUUUGAUGACUCUUUUGAACACGAAGUGUGGCACGAGGGAGACCGGUUUCGGCUAGUGCUCAUUGUGGACUUCUGGCAUCCUGAGCUGACGGCAGCGCAGAAGGCCUCAUUGUCUCCAAUAUAGGGUGUCGGGAUGCACCCUUAAUAGGCUUUUCAAAGUUCUUCAGCGCAUUUUGAGAAUUACUUAAGGGCAGUCUAGUGUGAUUAUUUUUAAAUGAAAUCUAUUUGCAUGUUGUGUAAUCCCGAGAGAUGGCCCACUGCCAUCUCCUGUUUUUGUAUGCUCAUUAGAACGGGAAUUGUGAUGCACUGCUCAACGAACAGUCACAUCGUUCAAGAGCCGCAAUAACAGCAUCCAAGGAAGGUUUCUAUGUUACGUUUUCAAUGUGCAUACGAUAUACACAACUUGUUUACAUGACAGACGAUGCACCAUGCACAUCUUUCUGCUCCGGAGGUGUGUGUUGUGUGGUUCUUUUUUACUGCAAUUGGCGGCAGCUUUCUGUGGAAUUUUAGAAGUGAAGAGUGGGUAUCCACUGCCUUUAUUGGUGCUCAAUUUGGACGAAUGCAUGUGCACCCACUGCUUUGACUGUAUUGACACAGAAACUUGUCUCCAAGUAUAACAUUACAUGAUGAGCAUCAACAAGUGCUGGGCGGUUUCUUUGUUAUGGUGACAAUCUUUAUGUUGCUUUUUACAAGCACAUAUAUGUGCAUAUGUUAUUGGAAUGGCCUCAAUACAAACAUUUCUAUGACCAUGUCAAAUGAAAACUUAAACUUUUCAAAGGGAAGGAACAGAAAGGUGGACACACAACUUCUCAAACUUGGCUUCCAUUACCUUUUUGUCAAACCCGGUGCUUGAAUUUUCGCUGUGUGUGAUGAGCGGGCGAUGAAGCCACUCUGUUGAUACAUGUUUAUAACCAGCACCUUUUAGGUAGGCCUUUUUUGUUAGUGACAUUCAUUUGAGAAUAAUAUGCAAUGAAUUUUGAAAACAUA